AUGACACGCGAGACUGAUGAAGGGGAUCACAAACCUGGUGUAAAAGUUACUAAAGGUAAAAAACGUGGGGCUGAUCAAGGAGAUAACAAAUCUGAUAUAAAAGUUUCUAAAGAAGAGGUAGCUGAUAAAUCAGAAGACUCCACUGACACAUACGGUGGUGGUCCAGAUCCACUCUAUGUAGCUGAAUUCAAGAAAUUGGGUCCAGGCAAACGUUGGAAGAAAAAUACCGCGGUGAACCAGAAGUUCAUUCUCACGUUAGAUCAAAAACGCGGACUAAAAGAAAAUGAAGAUUUGAAUAUUGGAGCAACACAUGCCAUAGCAGUUGGAAUUGACAAGCUGGUCGAAGACCUCAAAAUCCCAGAUAACUAUUGGAUGACAUUGCAAAUAGGAAGCCGUGAACCCGUAAAAGAGGGU
Messenger RNA from Porites lobata, 414 nucleotides. The record is from the annotation of a GenBank genome assembly. Lineage: Eukaryota; Metazoa; Cnidaria; Anthozoa; Scleractinia; Poritidae.